AUGGUUGAGGACGUGAAACUAAUGAAAGACAUUGGGAUGAAUGUCUUCAGAUUUUCCAUUUCUUGGGCAAGAGUAUUACCUAGUGGCAUGCUAAGCGGAGGAGUGAACAGUGAAGGAGUUGCCUUUUAUAACAGUCUCAUGAAUGAGCUUCUUGCAAAUGGUAUUCAACCUUUUGUCACACUUUCUCAUUGACCCCAAGCCUUAGAAAAAGAAUAUGGAGGCUUUUUUAACCCCAACAUUAUGGAGGACUUCAAGGACUAUGCAGAAUUUUUUUUUCAAGAAUAUGGUGAUAGGGUCAAGCAUUGGUACUAUAACGAGCCGUAUGUUUACAUUUUUUCGAGUUAUGACUUGGGUGUCAUGGCACCUAGACAAUGUUCUGCAUGGAGAAAUAACAGUUGCCCAACUGGGAAUUCUGUAACAGAACCUUACAUAGUUGCUCAUAAUAUGCUUAUUUCUCAUCUCAUGCAAAAACAGCCAAAGUGUACAUGGAGAAAUACUAAGUGA
Diospyros lotus (date-plum) is the source of this 504-nucleotide messenger RNA. Its product is annotated as putative beta-glucosidase 9. Gene Ontology annotation, molecular function: beta-glucosidase activity. Lineage: Eukaryota; Viridiplantae; Streptophyta; Magnoliopsida; Ericales; Ebenaceae. Gene Ontology annotation, biological process: carbohydrate metabolic process. The record is from RefSeq and is a predicted model, not a curated record.